AUGUUCGCGUUGGGAUGUCUACUUGCCGUAGUCAAAUACAAUGUGGUACUGAGUCCGGCGGACUCUGCGGAUUACUGUUACAACUGGUUGUUGGUUCUGUUAGAGCCCGGUGCAAACACGGAAGAGAUACAGUUAGUUGCAAUGACGCCUGUUCACACUGUUUUCAGGCUAAUUAAGGAUAUCUCCGGAAUAACCGAUGAUAGCGUCAUAAGGGAGUGCCUUGAAAAACACGGCUUUGAUGUCUCUGAAACGAUAAUAGAUUUGGUAAACAGGUCAGGUGCGUUGAUUUUCAUGGCGGGACAUAUGUUUAGCAGCGAAAGAGGCGUCAGUUGCCCCCGUUAUUCAGACCCGCAAACACACUGUUGCAAAUACAAGCAUGUCUUUGCACUUCCUGUCCAAAGAGACAAAACAAGCUGUUUUAAACUACUGGUAAGUGUUGUUCUCCCCGAUCCAAUGAUACAUAGGGAUUACGUUAAUCGUCCGGAAGUGUACGACGACGAUUACGAUGACAAUGAUAUUAUCGAGGACGGCAUAAUGCCUUUAAACGCCAAAAUUAUAUAUGAUGAAGUUAUGAAGUCAGAUUCUGAUGUUUCUGAGGGUGGAGACGGAGUCCAAAUAUCACAGAAAACGAGCAGUGAGAAUGCUGUUGCACCUCCGGGGAUCACCAACAAUAACAGCGAUCGCACCGCGACACGGCGCAACGAACGAGGUGGCUCGAGCUCAAGAGGAAACCGAGGCCACAGAAAGUAUAACCGGAAGCGCAAUACAAUAAAUAUGGAUGCUUUCGGUUAA
Messenger RNA from Babesia sp. Xinjiang, 792 nucleotides. RefSeq lists its product as uncharacterized. NCBI's taxonomy places the organism in Eukaryota, Apicomplexa, Aconoidasida, Piroplasmida, Babesiidae. The coding region runs from base 1 to 792 and encodes 263 amino acids. The record is from RefSeq and is a predicted model, not a curated record. The transcript is spliced from 2 exons.